Octodon degus (degu) is the source of this 2437-nucleotide messenger RNA. It is a transcript of the gene Cytip, whose product is annotated as cytohesin 1 interacting protein. NCBI's taxonomy places the organism in Eukaryota, Metazoa, Chordata, Mammalia, Rodentia, Octodontidae. Gene Ontology annotation, cellular component: cell cortex. Gene Ontology annotation, molecular function: protein binding. Bases 417 to 1493 code for a protein of 358 amino acids. Gene Ontology annotation, biological process: regulation of cell adhesion. The record is from RefSeq and is a predicted model, not a curated record. The transcript has 10 exons.
CGAAUUCCUCCGCCUUCCCUUCCUCCAGGUGCCUGUGCUGGGCACCACCCACUCGGACCCCUUCAGGCAGUGCUGAUCUCCCACCCAAAGGCCCAUUGCCUCCCUCCAGCCAGCACCUGCCUGCUCUAGGCUCAGGGGCUGAGAAUCAUGUGAGGGGAGCAGAUAAAAUAGCAUACGCUCUGGCUUGGAGACCGGGAGGGCUCGCUCGCUGCGGCUGGACAGCUGUAGCUUCAUGCAGUGAGUAAAGAGGGCGAACUGAAAGAUAGCGUUUGUGUAACAAGUACCUCAAACCACAGAAGUCACGUGGGCUCUUUCUGCUCUGCUACUUCUGAUCCCCGUCAGAGCGGUGUGCAUUUAGCUCCCCACUCCUGCAAGGCCACUCAACCAUGUGCCAGAUGGAGUAAUCUUGCCUCACGAUGUCUUUGCAAAGGCUUCUGCAGCAGAGCAGCAAUGGCAACUUGGUGGACUACUGCCCUGGUCCUGCAUAUAGCUCCUUACCCUCACUCUUGAGCAGUCUCACGAUGGACGACAACAGGAGGAUUCAAGUGCUGGCAGACACAGUGGCGACUCUGCCUCGGGGACGGAAGCAGCUUGCUUUGACUAGAUCAAGUUCUUUGGGUGAUUUUUGCUGGUCUCAAAGAAAGCUUGUAACUGUGGAAAAGCCGGACAAUGGAACAUUUGGAUUUGAAAUUCAGACCUACCGACUCCAGAACCAGAACCUUUGCUCCUUGGAAAUGUGCACUCUUAUCUGCAAAAUCCAGGAGGACAGUCCUGCUCACUGCGCUGGCCUGCAAGCCGGUGAUGUCCUUGCAAAUAUCAAUGGUGUGAGCACAGAAGGCUUUUCCCACAAGCAGGUGGUUGACCUGAUCAGAGCAUCAGGAAACCUGCUAAGGAUAGAGACUCUUAAUGGAACAGUGAUUCUCCGGAAAGCAGAACUUGAAGCAAAGAUGCAGGAUUUAAAGCAAACCUUGAAGAAAAAAUGGGUGGAGCUGAAGUCUCUGCAGUUACAGGAACAGCGCCUGCUUCAUGGUGAUGCUGCUAACAGCCCAGGUUUGGAAAACUUGGACAUGGAUGAUGUGGCUGCUUUUGGAACCCUGCCCGGGGCCGGCCCAGCCCUUCUGGAACGGAGUCGGUUAUCCAGUGGGGGCAGCUGUAAGAGCUCGCUGAGCUCCAUGACAGUGGACAGUGAGGACUGCUACCAGACCUGCGUGUCUGAGGACUGGGGAAGGGGGCCCUUCAGCCGGCAGAGCAGCGCUGAGGACGAGUGCUUUGUCUCCAAGGCGGGGGACGACUUCACACGGUGGUCUGCAAGGAGGAGCCGGAGCAUCAGCACGACCAGCAGCGGAUCCAUGUCCCCGUUAUGGGAGAACAAUUGCUCAAGCGUGUUUGGGACUCUGCCCCGGAAGAACAGAAAGGGGAGUGUCCGGAAACAGCUCUUGAAAUUCAUCCCUGGCCUUCACCGUGCUGUGGAAGAAGAAGAGAGUCGCUUUUGAUGGCUUGUGGUGCCUUCCCAAGUUAGCUAAUUCCACAAAUGUCUAUCGCCUUGCGUAGAGCAACUCCACCCAAUUUGGUGGAAAAAUGCAGAUAAAUUGGGAAACUGACAGCCCAUUUCACAAGGAACAGUGACCUUUAUUUAAAAUUUUACAUCAUUGUUUUGCUCCUUAAUCAUUUUUCAACCACAGCAGUUCAAAUUCUAAGCAGAUAUUAGGGAAGUUAAAUAAAUUAAAUAUCUGACCAGUCCAAGUGCCUGCUCAUUCUACUGCUGCCUGUGAAAUCCGAAAUGCUUAUUUUCUGGAUAUGAAAAAUUGAGAAACUUUUAGAUUCAGGUGUGAAUAGAGAGUGAUAGAAUAUACUUAUCUGGUCUGCUUUCCACAGGUCGAUUUAGCAUGUUACUAACCGUGUGUUAGCUCAACAUUGUCUAGGCAGCAGCCUUAAUGAUGGGUAAUUUUGAUUGUUUCUGUUCUAGUUUUUAAGGAGUUAUAAACAAAGAUUACAAUCAGCAUUUUCUCACUUAUGUAGUCGCAAUAAAUAAAAAAAGUUUGAGCUUUAACAUAAGGAAAUAAGUUUCAUGAGAACUUGAAAAAGAUAGGAUCUGAGAAGCAUGCUGAGGAAGAACCAACAAUAACAUCUUUUUUGUAGACAGCUGAAAAACAGGGGUGGAAUAUCAUGCCUUUCAGUUCAGUUUCUGUUUUGUCUAAACACUGAUGGCAAGUGUGGAACACCCAGGAUCCUAUGGCUUUGUGAUUAAGAUAUCUGAAAGUCCAGAGAGUGAGGUCUGGGAAAAGGACUUUUGUCCUCUAGAUUUUCUCAUGAUUCCUCACUGUAUUUUCCAAAUAAUGAUCACCUUCUCACUCUUUUACAGCCUACUUAUAUUUGUAUCCCAGUACUUCCAGCUUUUCAAUCAUGCUGUAUUUUACUCACUGUCCAUUAAAGCCUG